Messenger RNA from Hippocampus comes (tiger tail seahorse), 2394 nucleotides. It is a transcript of the gene macrod2, whose product is annotated as mono-ADP ribosylhydrolase 2. Gene Ontology annotation, cellular component: nucleoplasm. Gene Ontology annotation, molecular function: ADP-ribosylglutamate-[protein] hydrolase activity. The transcript has 18 exons. Gene Ontology annotation, biological process: peptidyl-glutamate ADP-deribosylation; purine nucleoside metabolic process; DNA damage response. Lineage: Eukaryota; Metazoa; Chordata; Actinopteri; Syngnathiformes; Syngnathidae. The record is from RefSeq and is a predicted model, not a curated record. The coding region runs from base 189 to 1409 and encodes 406 amino acids.
GCUGCAAUCACGGUAGGUUGAAUCGAGUGAGCGCCGUAGAAAUUUGACAGAUUCACAGGUGAGAGCAGCAGCAGCCCAAGGCUGUUAGACUUUGUAUUUCUAUUUUAUCCCCCGGAACACCGCUCGCAGUGAGUCUGGGGGUGUCACAGUCAAAAAACAACCACUCGAAGACAAAUUACUCCGGCAGCAUGAGCAAAAAGAAAAAGGAUUGGAAGACUGAAAAAGAGAGACUUCUUCGCAUGGACCGCGAUGAGCGACGCAAAGAGGGCUAUCGUCGUCAAGAUUAUAUAAGUCUGGACAAGAUUCCAACCUGGAGAGAAGAUAACUACUCUGACGGAAGAGAAGAUGGGAACGUUUUGACAGGCACAGGUGGUCUCAGUGAGAAAGUUUCUCUCUACAAAGGAGACAUAACUGUCCUGGAGUUGGAUGCCAUUGUCAAUGCUGCAAAUUCAAGUCUACUUGGAGGAGGGGGUGUCGAUGGCUGCAUACACAAAGCUGCAGGUUCCUGUCUCUACGAUGAGUGUCAAACACUAAAUGGCUGUGAAACCGGCAAAGCCAAGAUCACCUGCGGCUAUGAUCUCCCUGCAAGAUUUGUGAUCCACACCGUGGGUCCGGUGGCCAGAGGUCAUGUGGGCCCCACCGAGACCAAUGACCUCACUUCCUGCUACCAGAACUCCCUCAGGCUGGUGAAAGAGUAUGGCUUGAGCACAGUGGCCUUCCCGUGUAUCUCCACAGGAAUCUAUGGGUUUCCCAAUGAGCCUGCAGGUGACAUUGCCCUGAACACAGUCAAAAGUUGGAUCGAAGAAAAUCCUAAUACGAUCACGCGGGUCAUUUUCUGUGUCUUCCUAGAAACUGACUUUAACAUCUACAAGAAGAAAAUGUCCAUUAUUUUUGAAGACAACGACAUGGAGGUUGCAGACGAGCAGCUGAAGGGAGAUAACAUGUCACCGUCUACGCGACCAACAGCUAAGGAUGAUAACAGAGGAAAAGAAGAAGCAGGUGAUGAAAACAAGGCUGACAGUGAUGCGGAAGGAAUUGAAGACGUGGUAAUGGAAAGCCAGAACCCAGAUGACGACGUGGCCCUUGAGGAGCUGAAUCAAGAGGAAGAUGAAAAUAACAGUCAAGGCAAAUGUGACGAUAUUGGAACCGAACAGAAUAAACAUGAAGACACAGUCAGCGAAAAGAAGGAUAAAGAAGACGAUAAAGCAGAAGAUGAGCUAAGUGCUGCGAAGACAGAAGAAAAAGAAACAAGCAAAUCCACAGUGGAGAUGGAAGUUGUCUCUGAGACCGCCGCACCUGGCACCAGCACUGGAGAGGGGAUAAAAGAUCAUGCUGACAGUUCAGGGCAACACGAAUCCAUUUUGACUGACAGCAUGAAGUCCAAAGAUGCUGCUGAGAAGAAAGAAUGACCGCCUGAGGGAAGGACAAACAACCUCAUCUGACAGCCAGCAAACUGAGUGAAGGCCAUUCACAAGAGAAUCAGACAAGCCCAACGGCGGUUUGGGUGCUGUCACAGGUUCAGGACAUCCCGUCGUUCAUACUUCCAGCUUUGUUUUGCCCUCUUCUUAUUUGUUAAUGCGACCCCAAGCCCUAAAGUUAUGUGCGUCCAAAACCUUCCAAGGUGGACUUGAACAUAUCAAGGAGAAAACAUGAGCCAUACCUCACUGUGUCAUAACGUUUCAAGCGGGCCAGUUGAAUGCAAUGAGAUGAAGCGAGUCUCUUUCUUGGAGCCACGCCCAUGAGGUGCGCACGCUAUAAGUCAGGUUCACAUAUCAGUGAAGUUUAGUUCAUUCAAGUCAAAUGUCUUUGCUUCAAGUUACCGUGAUCGAGGCCAAGGUUUCUCUUUCACCCUCUUUGAUUAAAACUGCUCCCUAAACUUUUUUUUUUUACUUCUCAAAACCCACACAGGAUAAACCUUGAUUGUCUUCGAACAAAUGGACUCGCCAUCUCCCUUUCCCGCCUCUGACACAACCCUCCUUCCGACUUUAACCUUUUCCUCGCCGUUCCCUGUGCAUGCCAGCAAAUUACUUUUACACAAAUGAGUCAUCUCUGCUUGUCUCCUUUUCAGAUUGUCAAAUAUUUGUGGAAGAAUCUGCCUUAUUUCGCAUCAAACGUGCAAUCGAUUAUCACACGGUUAAGGAGAUGAUCCGGAUAUUAUUUGCAUUUAGAUUUCAUUUUAUCAUUGAAGUCAUGAAAAGGCUACUUACUACCUGUUGAUUGUUCUUGAGCUUAUUCAAAAGAUUUUUUUUUUUGUUCGAUGUUCUUCAUGGCUCCCUUUCGACGGUGCCACAGUGAAGAUCAAAUGGGUUAGAGUUCUAAGAAAUGUUGCCUUCAUACUUUGGUGUUUGCGUUGCUAAAAUAUAACUAAAAGAAUUAAUAAAGAUUGAAGUGGGA